AUGGGCAUAUACCCAGGAGUAGUUUCUGAGCAAAAUCGAGCGGCGCUGUUUGCUCUUACAUGCAGGCUGGAGAAAACUAUCAAUGCCACCACUCGUGUCUUGCGCUCCCUACAGACAGAGGUGGAGGAUUUGAACCAAUUGACGAUGACUCAUAGAUUAGUUCUUGACUACCUCCUUGCACGCUCGGGCGGUUUUUGCAAAAUUGUCCCAAAAGGUCAAUGCCAGGUUAAAUUCCAUGACCUUAACAAGACAAUCAAGGACGAAUUGCAAAAAUUACAGGCCCUUGUAGGUGACAACACUCCCACUCAGAAUCCCUGGGAGAAGAUGUGGUCGUGGAUCCCAGGAGAAGGGUGGGUGCAUAGCCUACUGACUGCCUUAGCCAUAGGAGGAUUUAUUUUUCUGUUGCUUCUUUCUGUAAUCCCUUGCUGUCUGUCCUUGCUUAGAGGAAUGAUAAGCUGCAAUAUUAAGCAUCUUACUGACCCCCAGAUUCUGGCAAUAUAUCGAGCUCUGCCCCCGGUGCCAGAGGAGCCAGAGGAGGACCAGGAAGACAAUGGUUACGAGCGAAUGCGUCGGGAACCAGUUCCCCUGCAGGAACAGGUCCCCUUGCAGGAAACAGUGGUUUAUUCUGACAUCCAGAGUGGUAUUCAAGCUCAGGAGUCAGAUGAAUCUUCUCUCUGA
Messenger RNA from Podarcis lilfordi (Lilford's wall lizard), 678 nucleotides. The record is from the annotation of a GenBank genome assembly. NCBI's taxonomy places the organism in Eukaryota, Metazoa, Chordata, Lepidosauria, Squamata, Lacertidae.